Molecule: messenger RNA, 981 nt
Organism: Vigna radiata var. radiata (mung bean)
Lineage: Eukaryota; Viridiplantae; Streptophyta; Magnoliopsida; Fabales; Fabaceae
Exons: 1
Coding region: 1-981 (326 amino acids)
Source: RefSeq, a predicted model, not a curated record
AUGAGAAGGGCACUCCUUUCAAAGAACAAAGUAAAAUUCAUUGAUGGGUCAAUCAAGAAACCCAAAAGAGAUGAAGACCUGUUUGAUUCAUGGGAAAGAUGCAACAUGAUGGUGCUCUCAUGGAUUAUUAAAACACUUUCUCCCCAAAUUGCGGAAAGUGUAAUAUAUGUUGAAGAGGCAAAAGAAUUGUGGGAUAAGUUAAAAGAAAGAUUUUCUAAGGGGGAUUAUUUUAAAAUUUCUGAUCUUCUUCAAGAUAUCCACUCAAUCAAACAAGGGGAAAGGAGUGUCAAUCAGUUUUUCACUGAUCUGAAAAUUCUUUGGGAGGAAUUGGAGACCCUUAGACCCAUACCUAACUGCACUUGCAAAGUUUCCUGCAACUGUGAACUCUCCAAGAUCUUUCACAAGUACAGAGAAGUUGAACAUGUCAUUUGCUUCUUGAAAGGACUCAAUGAAACUUACCAUACUGUUCGUACCCAAAUCCUUCUGAUGGAACCCCUCCCAAACAUAAAUUGUGCCUUUUCUCUUAUUAUACAGCAAGAAAGGCAAGAAAGAUCUGACAUUUCUCAUCCUCAACUUGCUGAGACAACAAAAAUUCUUGCCACUGUCAAUAACAGAGGCAGCAAUUUGAGGGGAGACCAGAACUGGAAAAAUCAGGGUUGUGGCUCUGGACAGGGAAGAGGCAGAGGCAGAAAUGCUAACUAUGGGAAGCAAUGCUCAUACUGCAACAAAAUGAAUCACACUGUGUAUGAAUGCUACUCUAAACAUGGUUAUCCACCUUGGUAUAAAAAGAAUGACGGGAAUACUGAAGUGAAGGGAAGCUGGAAUUCAGCCAAUGCUUGCCAGAACACUACUGGACAAGAGACAGAUAAGAAAAACAGCACAAGUACUGCCUUCAGUUCAUUGACACCUGAACAAAUGCAGAAGCUUCUCAAGAUGAUUGAGAAAGCUGAUGAGCCAAGCCAUAAUAUCAAUCACGUGUAG